Molecule: messenger RNA, 1344 nt
Organism: Bicyclus anynana (squinting bush brown)
Lineage: Eukaryota; Metazoa; Arthropoda; Insecta; Lepidoptera; Nymphalidae
Product: pyrimidodiazepine synthase-like
Exons: 5
Coding region: 223-978 (251 amino acids)
Biological process (GO): glutathione metabolic process
Cellular component (GO): cytoplasm
Molecular function (GO): glutathione transferase activity; glutathione dehydrogenase (ascorbate) activity
Source: RefSeq, a predicted model, not a curated record
UUACUACGAGUGAUAAGGUCACAGAGGUCACUAUCAUUUAUUCUUGUUUCAUGCCAAGUCAUUGAGUUUUAAGUUUAUCAUGGUUGACAGUCAAAAAUAAAUAGCAAAUAAUCAUGAUAACGUUUAAAAGCUUCGCGAUGCAUGUACCUAUUAUUAGGUUCUUAUAAAGAGCUGGCCCCACUUGGGCAGUCUCAGAUGUAAUUUGUGCUGCCGUAUUGCACCAUGGCUAAUGUCACUGGGAUUAUCAAUUUCAAUACAAAACAUUUAACGCGAGGUGACCCUCUACCGCCAUACAAUGGAAAGCUUCGAGUAUACAACAUGCGACUCUGUCCGUUUGCACAACGCACUAUCCUGGCUUUGAACGCAAAGAACAUUGAUUAUGAAGUGGUCAAUAUUAACUUGGCAGAUAAACCAGAAUGGUUGACUAACAAAAGUGUAUUCGAUAAAGUACCAUUAAUUGAAAUCAAAGAGGGCGUAUGUAUUUCUGAGAGUCUUACGAUUGUGGAGUAUAUAGAUGAGGCGUAUCCUGAAAAGCCAUUGCUACCAAAAGAUCCAGUUAGGAAAGCAUUGGAUAAAAUUAUCGUUGAAGCCACGGGACCAAUUGUAACUUUAGUUAUUAAAUCAGUGAAAGCGCCAGAAACUAUCACAGAGGAAAACAUAUCUUUGUUCUACAAAACGCUAGACUAUAUCCAAGAUAAACUCAAAGAACGCGGCACUCAGUACUUGGGUGGCGACGAGCCUGGCUUUGUCGACUACAUGAUUUGGCCUUGGUUCGAACGACUACUAGUGUUGAACAAAGACGAUGCUCGUGCAAGCAUCGAUCCUAAGAAGUUUGGGCUACUGAUGGCGUAUCUGGACAAAAUGAAAAAAGAUCCUGCCAUAGUCCCGUACUUGGUACCAGAUGAGAUCAUGAUAGCAUUUCACGAAGGUUUUAAAACUGGUCCUAACCCUAGCUACGAAGUUUUAGACUUAAUUUAAUUUUCCAAGAUACUUAAGCAAUAUUAUAUUUUUAAUAAAAAUAUUUUUAACAUAAAACUUAAAAUUUGAAAAUUGCCUGUAAAUUGAACUAAACGCAGUAAUCGACUUUCAGGUUUUAGUUACACGUUGACGCGAUCACAAUAGCAUUAACUGUGUAUUUUCAAUUAUCAUUAUUAUUUUAUAGACUUUUGUUUGUUAUUGUACCUGCGCAGGCAACUCAUUAGGGCUAUAACUUGCUUGCCGUGGUCUUUAAUCGUUGAUUUAAUAAAUGAAUUUUAUUUCAUACUUAUUUAUUUUGUUUUUCUGAACUACUAAUAAUAUCCAUAUGACUAAGUAUUUUACGCACGUAUUUCACUUACAGAAUUC